Messenger RNA from Trichomonas vaginalis G3, 1332 nucleotides. Its product is annotated as RmlC-like jelly roll fold domain-containing protein. Lineage: Eukaryota; Parabasalia; Trichomonadida; Trichomonadidae. The transcript has a single exon. The coding region runs from base 1 to 1332 and encodes 443 amino acids. The record is from RefSeq and is a predicted model, not a curated record.
AUGCGGACUAAAAAGAGGUCUCAGAAGCUGACACUGAGGCCAAAUGUUCUUAACCCUACAUUUACACUCCCUUCAGUUAAUGAGAUACGUUCCGCACUGAAAACUGAUAUAAAUUCUCGUUCAAGUGAUCAAUUACAGGCAAUCUUUUUAUGGCUGAUGUUAAAUAAAAAGGUAACUCACUUAAUAGAAUCUACCACAGAACUAGAAGAACUUGCGAAACUUGCAGAAUACAAAAUUCUACAGAAAAAUGACGUUUUAUUCUAUGAAGGAGAUGACUCAGAAGGAUGGUAUGUAAUGUUUACAGGCACAACAGAUGUUAUUAUUCGUCUGUUCCUUGUUGCAGAAGAUUGUUUAUUUGAUUCUGAUGAAACUGACAGCACUGAAUUCGCUCCUUUGAUGUCUAAGAUGGAUUUAGAUAUACAGCAUGAUAAAUUACAGAGAGUUAAAGUCAAUGUAGCUGGUGAUGUAUUCGCAUACCAUUCAUAUAUUCCUGACGAAACAGGAAAAUCUGAAAUUGAUGGUAAAAGACAUGCAACUAUUGUUUGUUCGUCAGAUUAUGCAGAACUCGUAUAUUUUCCUACAUCAUCAUUUGAGAAAUAUGCACUAAUUAAACAGAAAGACCUUUAUCAGAAACAUUGCGAAAAUUUAAAGCGUGUUUUCCCAAGAAUUCGUGACGAUCAAGUAGAACACUUAUCACUACUCUCUGAGGUAAUGAAUAUUCCUGCUCAUACUACGAUUACAAGUGAAAAAUGUUUUGGUCGUUACAUAUAUAUCAUAAAAAGUGGUACAAUAGCCAGAUAUCGAGUUGUAGAUUUCUCAGAUCUUAGCUUUAGAACUAUAAGCGCACCAUUUGAAACGCUACAACUGCAUUUUCCUGAUGGAAUGCAUCCAGUUCAUACAGAUAACCUUGUUGAAGGCAGUGUAUUCCUUGAUCCAUCUGUCCAUACGCUUACAGGUAAUGAAUUUAACAUCAAAACUAAAACAGAUGUAGUUCUUAUCGCUUUAGAUAUUGAUUAUUUCAAAAUUAUCGUCGGAACUUUCGAAUUAGAGCGUGUUCGACAAGAAAUCAAGUCAACCCUAACAGAUGACCAGGUUAGAAAGAUCUGGGUUGAUUCAGAAAAGAAAAGACUUUGGGAAAAAUUCAAAACUCGAACUGCCGGAGAAGCAAAGAGAGAAAUCAAAGGAGAGAACGACUUCAAGACAGGAUAUGUCGUAGCAAGGAAAGCAGAUUGUCCUUCUGCUUUACCUGCAUUUAGACCAAGAAUUGUGAAGCCUUACGCGCCAAGCCACCUUGCAAAGACGAAGGACUUUUCAGAGCCUAUGGUAUAUUAA